CUCACAUCCGCCCGAGGCGCCGCCGCCGCCGCCAGCAUUGUGCAAUUGUUGGAUCCCUCAAACUGUGAAAUGCUUACCAAAGGGAGGAGAGUUGCUGGAAGGGGUGAAGACAUGUCUGCACAUUAUGCAUUUGGGCCUCAUGAGGAUGAUGCAAUUAUUAAGCACCGGCUUCUGACCAGGACUACAACUACCAGGGGUGAACCACCCCUAAAGAAGCUCCAAAAGAAAUUCAUGUCCUUCGCCACUGAGGUUGAGAAGGAUGCAGACAAUACAAGUGACUGUGAGAAGCUGUACAAGGCCUUUCUACAGGAAAUUAACACUUUCGAGCUGCCUCUUCUUAAAAGCAAGGCUGUAGUUGAUGCAAACGUUAGGGAGAAGGAGAGCUUCAAUGAGCUGCAGGUUGAGAUCCAGCGACAAAUCUUGCAAGCUCAGACUGAUAUUGAGGUUCUUAAGAAGCAGCUUGAACAAAGCAAGAUCGAGAGGCAGCACAAAGAGGAGUGUGAAGCGAUCAGAAAACUGAUUUCCAUGCAGCCUCCGCGGUCAGAAACCGAGAAACUCAUCGCUGAUCUUGAGAAGGAGAUAGCUAAUUUGGAGGCUGAGAGUGCAGCAUGUACAAGGACAUUAGAGCUUAGGAAGAAGCAGUUUGCUCUUCUUCUGCAUGUGGUGGAAGAAUUGCAAAUCUCUAUUGAAGAUGAGCAAAGGAGCAUAGCAGAUGAGCUGAGAGCCGCCACUGAAGAACCAAAGAUGAGCAUAGAGGAGGGCAGCGGCGGUGCUUCAGAUGCAAUGGCUGUAGACUGAUGAGUUAUCUUAGCACUAGCGAGUUUUAUACCCUGCACGCUCAAACAUU
Molecule: messenger RNA, 847 nt
Organism: Lolium rigidum
Lineage: Eukaryota; Viridiplantae; Streptophyta; Magnoliopsida; Poales; Poaceae
Product: THO complex subunit 7B-like
Exons: 3
Coding region: 70-798 (242 amino acids)
Biological process (GO): mRNA processing; mRNA export from nucleus
Cellular component (GO): THO complex part of transcription export complex
Source: RefSeq, a predicted model, not a curated record